AUGUUAUCGACCAUCUUUGUUCCCAUUGACCCUCUCACUCUCUUAUCUGUGAGGUACUCGAACAAGCUCCACCGCAUUGCGCUCUUGGUGCAGCUUUCCGGCAAGCAAUGGACCUCACUUCACUGGGACCUGCUUAGGGAGGAUCUAGCGGGCGAUGUGGCGAUUGCAUCUGACAUAGAGGCUCUCACGGGCUUCUACCGAACUUUUCAUGCCGUCUCCCCCGAGACUACUAUCCACAGCUGGGGCAAAUAUGUCUUAGUCUUCCCCGACUUACAACUCGUUGCUCAGCAGUUCAUACGAGUCAUUGACAGGAUUGCAGAGGCUGAGGACACUCAGCUCAUACGAGUCAUUGACAGGAUUGCAGAAGCUGAGGACACUAUUCCGGACUUGACGGCCCAAACGGCAAUCGGCAUGGUCGCCUUCCUAGCACUCCAUCAGCAUGUUCUAGCCCGUCAUCCUACUGUCAAGACUAAACCCUUGACUGUCAACUCCGUGAUGGCCGUCCUACGGGCCCUAUUGGCUUGCUGCCAUGAUCGCAUCACGUCUGCCGACAAUGCCGGCACCUUGGCGUCCACCAUUGUUCUGCUCAUUCAAUCGGCAGAGCCGGAAGACCAAGAUGUCCGGCAAGCUCUUCACCGACAUAUAUCCCUAUCUGUCGAUGUGAACAUUGCUGCCGAUGCCGUCCUCGACCACUUCUUCAUUCCUGGCUGCGGCAUCAAGGUUCCCUCGUGGGGCCUUUUGACCGGCAUGUGUGACGGGCGUCGGCUCUUGGAUCAUCAGACCGUUGCUGCCAAAACUUACCUGCGCCGGCACAGCCCUACACCGCUUAGUCCCCAGCAGGUUUCUGCAGCUGCGGAUGCCUACAAGAAGGUAAAAGCACUUGCUCUGGAUGUGGAAGAGCCCACUACUACUCCAAGGCCUGCCAAAGGAAUGAUUGGCCUCGUCACCGUGAUACCUGCAAGGAAAUAUGGCAGGCAAUCUCAAGGCUUCAGAAUGGACAGGACAGAGAGUCUGCACCUGGGGAGGAAUGGCAGUAGGGGGUAUUCGGGGGAGAGUACACUGCGUCCGGCGGGGUCGGCAGCUGCAUCCGGUGGGGUCAGCAGCUCCGUUCGGCAGCAAUGGCGCUCCCGGCAGCACUAUCAGCACGGCAGGCACCGGGUGUCGUCCAUCAACGGCGGCUAG
Molecule: messenger RNA, 1182 nt
Organism: Peniophora sp. CBMAI 1063
Lineage: Eukaryota; Fungi; Basidiomycota; Agaricomycetes; Russulales; Peniophoraceae
Source: the annotation of a GenBank genome assembly